GUUAGAAACGCGAUACUCGUUUAUUGGUAACUUCCUUUCGACGUACGGUAGACUGCGUGACAAGUAAAGCGGCGAAACACGCGUACUAAUAUUAGAACAAAGUGUUUCCGAAGUUAUUUCUUCGCAUCGUGGUACACUAUGAUGUCUGGUUCAUGUCUGGUUAUCGGUAUAUUGUUCCUAUUGGUAGCAACGUGUUUGUCUCAGUAUUGCAGUGAGCGUAGUACAGAAUGCUGUCCGGGUAGGGAUGACGAAUGUAGCAUAGAAUACCGAGGCACUAAGUGUUACUGCGAUACGUUCUGCAACCAUACAGCAAUUGACUGCUGCCCAGAUUUCUGGAAUCUUUGUCUAGGCGUGGAACCUCCGAGCUUCGAUGAAUGUUAUCACAAUGGAGUUGGUUACCGAGCUGGUGCUGCGAUUUACAUAAACUGCAACAAAUGUACAUGUCAGAGAGGUGUAAACGGAGAUUCAGCAUUCAAUUGUGAAAAUAAAGCGUGCACGGUUCGACCGUCUCUCAUUCAAGCAAUCAACCAUGGGGGUUUUGGAUGGCGGGCUGCGAAUUAUACGACCUUCUGGGGAAUGAAAUUGACGGACGCGGUGAAACACAAGUUAGGUACAUUGAAAGUCGAGAGAGAUGUUCACACGAUGACGGAGAUCGACAUAAAGAUGAAAAAGAAAAUUCCUAAAAGUUUUGAUGCCAGGGAUAAAUGGGGUAGCAUGAUAACUGGUAUCCUGGACCAAGGCAAUUGUGCAAGUUCCUGGGCUUUUUCUACAGUCGGGGUGGCUUCUGAUCGUCUCGCUAUUCAAUCCAGCGGUGAAACUGGGAUGACGCUGUCACCGCAACAUUUACUGUCAUGCAACACUAGAGGGCAGCGUGGUUGCAGUGGAGGACACAUAGAUAGGGCCUGGUGGUUUAUGAGAAAACGAGGAGUGGUUUCGAAUGACUGUUACCCGUACACCAGUGGUGACCAGGAUAAGAAGGGUGUGUGUAUGAUGCCCGGAAAACUGCCAUCCGACUGUCCGACAGGAAGGGAACGUAAUAACGAAUUGCAUCACAGUACACCGCCUUAUAGGAUUGCAGCCAACGAGAGAGAGAUUCAAGUGGAAAUCAUGGAGAACGGCCCCGUGCAAGCAUCAUUCGAAGUGAAGGAAGACUUCUUUAUGUACGGUAGUGGCGUCUACCGACAUACCCCUAUUGCGAGUAACGAUGCUGAGCAGUACCAUGCCAGUGAAUGGCAUUCUGUGAAGUUACUGGGAUGGGGAGUUGAAAACGGCAUCAAAUAUUGGCUAGGUGCAAAUUCAUGGGGAACUAAGUGGGGAGAAGAUGGCUACUUCAAGAUCCUUCGCGGCGAAAAUGAAUGCAACAUAGAAUCGUACGUUGUAGCAGUCUGGGGCAAAGUGGACACGAGUAACAAGCCCAACCACAGGGUGACUAAACGAACAGCGAACACGAGAAAAAGGCGUUCUGAACUCAAUCUAUUUCAAUGGCUGUUUUCCUAAUUCAGUUAGAGGGCGCUUAACUGCGUCAGGUAAACCGUCGACUACUUUUCAACAGUAAACGCAUUCUAAUUAUUUUGUUUGGUCACAAUACUCCUCAAUAAGCGUUGGCAAUCUUGUUUAGUUUUGGAGUUACCGAAAAAAAUACCCUGGUUAGUGUGUCCGUAACAUCAAGCUCAAUUAUAACAAUAAAUUGUGGAGACAUUUAUAGUAAACACAUUUCACAGAAUUAUUGUUAUUCUUCAUGUAUAUACAUAUUUUUUUCAAUUGGGAUUCCUGUAAUUUUUACUUGAAAACGAACACCCCCCCAUUAUUAUAUUUUAGGGAUUAUUUUAUGGGUGCUGAUGCAUUCAAUAUAAUAACACCUAACGUUAACUUAAAGUUUCAGAUAUGAUCACAAUAGCACUUAUUUUUCAACAAUUUGUUACUAGAUUAGACUAUUUGGUGAUAUUAUGAGUAUUUGAGACUAGUCCCAAUUACGUGGGAGCCAUUUUUAUUUUGACGCUACAAGGCUAUUUCCUAUUUCGGGGGGAAAUCAAAGUUUCCAUCGUAUACACAUUUUUUAAAUCGCGCCCUCUAGCGACAGCGAUGCUGUGACGUCAAAUGUUAAUGGCUACUGCAGAUCAAAAAGAUGCCGACGCUUUGAUUGGCCUUUGCGUCAUUCAUUUACGUCCUACAAGAUCUUCGUCGAUAGAAGGCGCGAUUUAUUUGAAUGGUUUAAUUGUAGUCAUCGACUGAACUUGAUGAACAACUACAUCAAAACAUGUCAUGUUUUUCAGAUUCGAUUAUAACCUUAUCCACGACUUUUAAUUAAGACAACUAUUUCUCAAUGUAUACAUUUUACUUUUGUCUGUUUUCAUAUUUCUUUUUACAUUUUUAAAUAAUAUAAAAUUCAAUUUACAUCCGAUUCUUUGCAUCAUCGUCACCAACAAAAACAAAAGCAGCAACAACAAACGCAUAAUAUAAUUGCAUCGAAGAAUUACUACUUCAAUGCCGGCAAUGUCCAUA
Molecule: messenger RNA, 2502 nt
Organism: Saccoglossus kowalevskii
Lineage: Eukaryota; Metazoa; Hemichordata; Enteropneusta; Harrimaniidae
Product: tubulointerstitial nephritis antigen-like
Biological process (GO): proteolysis
Molecular function (GO): cysteine-type peptidase activity
Source: RefSeq, a predicted model, not a curated record